ACUGAAAGCCUCGAGGUUCCGGGUCUCGCACCAUGCCAUGGGUCCUUUGGAUAUAAGGGAUACGACGGGCCGAAUUGUAUCAUUGAAGAUAUCGAUCUUCUGAAUAUUGUCUUCCAUUGACAUCUAGGCAGGUCAUUCGAAACUGAGACACUAUCAAUAGCAAAUCUAUAGCAGGCUAGCCCGCACAGGCCUGAUAUGAGCCGAGAAAUGCCAAGCAUGCUGGCGAUACCGUUCGUCACUGCGACUAGUCGUUAUUCAACGUUUCGUUCCUUGGGAGUGCACCCCGUUCACGUUCAAUUACGCGUGGUAACUGGAUCAUAGCUUGCAUUCCGAUCAGCGCCACAGCUCUUGGAAAUAUUAAAUUAUGGAGGUUUCAGUGCUGCGCUAUGCUAAUGGGCGGCUUUAUUUAAAGCCAAGCGUCAACGCACACUCAAGGUUCCAUCGCCGCAAUGAACGCCCCUCAUUAUCCAGAACCGACAUGGAUGCGCAUAUCUGGUCGCAAAACCCCGUUCUACACCAGGCCGUUGCUAGGAUCUGAGCUAUUUGAUGACCGAACUAGCGUUCUACUUGAUGGUAUGACCGACGCAUGUGUCGGCUUCACAUUUCGGAGCCUAUAUGCUGCGGACGAGGUGAAACAACGCGCCCGCAAUGCCUUCGCUAGGCUUCGCUUUUCGUGUCCAAUCAUUGCAACCAAUAUAGUCGGUGACGUUUCCGGUCCCAUUCCGAGAUCAUGGGUAUAUGCGCCUGUACAAAGUUUAUCGGAGCUCACGCACUGGAUAAACGAUGCCUUUUGCAUCGUGCACCACGAUCUGAACGUUGAUGCUUUCGUCGAAGAAACUAGUCAACGUCGACUCCCUUACCAGCCCCAGAACGCAAGUCCCAUCUGGUUUCGUUGCUAUCUUCUCUUGGGCAGCAAUAACAAACACGGCCUCUAUUUUCAUGGCCCGCAUGCCAUCAUGGACGGUGGCCCGACGCUCAAUGCCUUUGCACUCAUGCUCCAAUGGAUGACGAACGAUGUCAUCGAACCUGCUGAGAACUUACCGUGGGGGACAGAAUGGCACAAUCUGCCCCUUGGUCCUGUUGGUGCCACAGGUGGUCCUCGUGAAGAUUGGGAUAUCGCAGGUAUCGAGCUCCUGAAGCAAUUGUCAGACUCCGAAGCGGUCCAUACGAUACCUUUGACUGUGCGUCCGUUUCGAAUGUCACAAAGUGCCGUCGGAAAGACAUGUAGACUGGAGCGAGUUCUCGACCCGACAUUAACGCGUAGGCUAGUCAACAAAACGCGGAUCGUCGGUUGCUCGAUGUCUCAUCUGUUUGAAGCUGCAUUUUGCAUGGUGCUGCUCGCCCGCAACCAACUUCCACCAUCCGUGUGGGAUGCCUACCACUUUCCAGGCAACUCCUCUGCUAUCUCGCUGAUUCCGCACCUGAAAUUGCCCUACGAUACGAAAACACAUUUCAUCUCUUCCCGCUCGCAUAUACCGAUCCAGAUUUCGAUGGCUGAAAUAUCGCCCAUAGUAUCGCCCAGAAGGCAGCUCCUGCAACUUACUCAAGCCAUAGAGCAAAGAUACGCUAGGUUUGCUACGCAUCCCUGUAUGCCCCACGUCCAGGCUGCAAGGGCGUAUCAACCAGAUGCUCUGCCAGAAAGACCAAACUUCGAGAGUUCUAUCAACAACGUUGGCCCCAUGGAGCGGCGAAUUCCGUUGUCAUGGAAAGGGAGGCAUACCACUGAGUCGGUCAUUGAGCUGGAGUCUGUGUUGUUUUCAGUCAGGUUAACGUCUUUAACUCCAAUAAUCCACAUAUGGACCAUGAAGGGCAGUCUACAUGUUCAGAUUCAAGCAAAUGACGCCUGGCCAAAAGCAGACCUACAGGACCUUCUAGACGCUAUUUGUUCUCGAGUAUGCCUGGUUCUUGAAGACUUUUCCCAAAAUCCUCAAGGCCAUCCCUCUGACUCGCCCUUGAUCGAACGAAGCAAACUUUGACGUUGGAAAAUCUUUCAAAAUGUCCCUUGAUCACCUUUCUGGGUGAUUGCGCUUCGAGCAUCCUGGUUGCGACUCGCUUUCUGGUCCCAGCUCACCAAACCUUCUUCCGUUCGCGUCAGUGGAUCCUUUGGAUGAAGCAGUGGAGGGAGCACUCCUCACGUGCUCUGUUUGGUCACGGGAGUCUGCCGAAAAGGCAUGGAAUAUAUGAUUGAAGCCCAAGCAUCAAUGCAUCAACGGCGAACGAAGAGACAGCUGUUAGGUCAUAGGUCUGCUAAUGCAUGAAGACGCUGAAUACUCUAGCAUAAUUAUCCACCAGUACUGCAGAAUGGCAUGUGCCCCUGAAUAUCUCAGAGGAAAUCAAACCCUAGCUAAGCCUCGAUCCUGCAAGUAAAUUUUAGUUUGAAACUCUGCCAAUGCUCCAUUCAUGAUUCAUGAUGGCUGCUAACUCGCAGCGCGAA
Molecule: messenger RNA, 2434 nt
Organism: Suillus discolor
Lineage: Eukaryota; Fungi; Basidiomycota; Agaricomycetes; Boletales; Suillaceae
Exons: 9
Coding region: 450-1976 (508 amino acids)
Source: RefSeq, a predicted model, not a curated record